Molecule: messenger RNA, 10761 nt
Organism: Anisakis simplex (herring worm)
Lineage: Eukaryota; Metazoa; Nematoda; Chromadorea; Rhabditida; Anisakidae
Source: the annotation of a GenBank genome assembly
AAAUUGCGUAAGGCGCAUGAUGAAAUAUGCACGAAAGUGAUCGAUUUAAUGAACUUGGAUUUGCUGAAGGAAGUGAAUAAAUGGAAAGAUUUGAUGUUGACGAUUCGCUCGAAAUUCACAGAACAAGAACGUUAUGCAGGUAGUAAAGGCAAUAUGCGACCGUGGCUUGUGCACUGGGAUCGUCAGCUUUACAAAGCACUAAACUUGCAGUAUCGUUGGGGCAUUGAGAGUCUUCAUGUUCAAAUACCACAAAUUCAAGCUCAACUCGUUUUUAAAGAACAACGACUACAACUGCGGCCACCCGUUGAAGAAAUUCGUGCAAAAUACUACCGUGAAAUGAAAAAAUUUCUGAGCAUCCCACACAAAUUUCGUGGAAUUGAAGAUACGGAACAUUCCAAUAAAGUAUUCGCCAUCAUGAUCGAACGUAAUGCAACUCGUUUUCGUAGUGUUUACGAAAAGGCUGAACAACUUUUCGAUAAGUUGUCAUCGGUUGACUCAUAUUUCGAAGAUUGGAUUGUGCUCGGACAAGUUGACCUCGAGCAGCUAAUCGACGAAAAGUUUGUUCAUGCUGCAGAUUGGGAGGCACAGAUAAAGAUGCUCAAAGGGAAGGGUCGUGAGGCUGACAAAUUACCGAGGUUAUUUAAUAUCUUGAGAUUCGUUCAUUUUUGCUGGGUGAUUGCUCAGUUCUUAUCACAAGCAAUAUCAGUGCUCAGUUCGAGACCGGAGUCAGUCGACGCGAUCGCGGAAGCCAAUCACAAACACACUGAAUUCGCAAGAGAGAACAAAGCGAUAGGUUACACUGCUGAAUACAAGAUGAAGGAGACGCUGAGUGUGAUUGAAGAGAAGAACACGUUGUUGCGAGCAGUGGGUGGAAGCGGUGCUGAUCAGUUAGUAUCUGUGAUGCAGCAGUGGGAGAAGUUCGAGUUAAUGCUCGACAGUCAUCAAGUGAUGAUCAAAGAACAGGUGAAUGUACUCAAGCUGAAUGUUACCAAGAAUAUCCAAGUACUCAAUGAAGAAGCUGAAAAGCUGUUAGCUCGUUGGAAUCAGUUCAAACCAAGCAACGAAACAUUGGCUGCUGAUCGAAGUGCGCUACUGAACGCAAUCGAGUUCAUCAAAGAGAAACGUGUUCAAUUCGAUGAAAUUGAUGCGUCUCGGCGCAAAAUUUUAUUGGAAUGCGAUCAAUUUGAUGUUGAAAAGCCGGGAUUCGAAAUGAUCGAAGAGAUGAGAAUUGAUUUGGAAGAAUUUGAAAGCAACUGGAUUCUCUACGAGCAAUUUAAUGGAGAACUUGAGAAGUUGGCUGAUGAAGAAUGGAUAAUAUUCAGAUCGAAAACUUAUUUAUUCGAUGAGUUCUUAAAUGAAUGGACAGAGAAAGUGAGAUCGUUGCCGGUAACGCAUAUGACCGUUCGAAUUGGCAAAGACCUGGAUAAUUUCAAGGAGAUGAGUGCAGGCCUGAAGUAUUGUCGUGGAGAGGUUCUUAGCAGUGACCAUUGGCUGGAGCUGUUCCGAUUGCUGGGCAUGCCGAAAGGGAGUACACCUGAACGACUUCGGUUCCGUGACCUCUUGAAUGUUCACGACCAAAUAGUCACCAAUAUCGAAGCACUUAAGAGUCUGAACGCUCGAGCGCAAGGUGAAGUCACCAUUCGAGAGGCUAUCCAAGAACUGGAGUUAUGGGCUGCACAGACUGAAUUCUCUCUGAGCGAGUAUAAGCAUUCGAAUGGAUCAACGAUAAAAGUGGUAAAAGAUUGGAAGGAGUCAAUCAAUGCGGUGAAGGAUAGUGAAGCUCUCUUGCAAUCACUCAAAAACUCACCAUUCUAUGCACAGUUCACCGACAAAACGUCAGUAUGGGAAACGAAGCUGACAGAGCUGAGUCAAUAUCUGCAGUGGAUGAAUGAAAUUCAAAGGAAAUGGAUUUAUUUGGAGCCGAUAUUUGGGCGUGGCUCGCUGCCCUCUGAAGCGUCACGAUUCAAUCGUGUUGAUGUCGAAUUCAGAGCAAUUUUGAACGUAACGACAGAUGUGGCACGUGACAGUCGGCUCGCAAGCUUGUGCUCGAGACAGUCGUUGAGACGAACCUUGGAACAAAUUCUCGAUCAGCUGAACCGUUGUCAAAGAGCACUCAAUCAGUUUCUUGAGGAAAAGAGAAAUGCCUUCCCGCGAUUCUACUUCCUUGGUGAUGAUGACCUUUUGGAAAUUCUCGGACAAUCAAUGAAUCCAGUCAUUAUACAAACUCACCUAAAAAAAUUAUUUCAGGGCAUCAACAGAGUGGUUUUCGGAGAAGCGAAUUCGACGCUGAUUGCAAUCGUUUCAGCGGAGGGUGAACGAGUUCAACUGUCGAAACAUGUUCGGAUAGUUGCACAAGUUGAGUUCCCAAUAACUUUAAACGCGUUCCAACAAGAAUCUUUGCAGGUGUGGCUUCAGGAUUUAUCAGAUGAGAUGAGGCGCACAAUACGACUGCUAACAAUGAAUUGUUUGCGUGAGGCGAAUCUCGAUGCAGGCAAAUACCCGUCUCAGGUGCUUUGUUUAGCUGAGCAAAUUCGUUUCUGCACAGAUUGUGAGAAGACACUCGACAAAACGCAAGAUUUGCACGCAUUUCGUCAGCAACUAUCGGAUCAGUUGGUCAAUUACACAAACUCUCGAGUUGAUGACGUUGUGCUUGAAUUGAAGCUGAAAUCACUUAUUCUUGAUCUCAUUCAUCAUAUCCAAAUUGUUGAUGAGUUGAUACAACAAAAAGCAAGUAGUUCGUCGUGUUGGUGCUGGCAGAAGCAAUUGCGUUUCUAUGUGGACUCGAGUGCACAACACGUUUUCAUACGUCAAGUGAACACGCAGUUCGAUUAUACCUACGAAUAUCAAGGUAAUGCUGCAAAACUGGUACAUACACCACUCACUGACAAAUGCUAUUUAACAUUAACACAGGCCAUGUCAAUGGGACUUGGUGGGAACCCAUAUGGUCCAGCUGGCACUGGUAAAACUGAAUCUGUGAAGGCUCUUGCCAAUUUAUUUGGACGUCAAGUGUUGGUGUUCAACUGUGAUGAGGGUAUCGAUGUGCAUUCGAUGAGUCGUAUUUUUAUUGGAUUAAUACAGUGUGGUGCAUGGGGUUGCUUCGAUGAAUUCAAUCGAUUAGAUCAGCAAAGGAAAUUGAUAUUGUAUAAUAUGCGAAAGAAUUCAGACAGUUCUCUCGGCAGUUUCGAUGCAAGUACAGACGAUACAGAAUGCGAUCAAGCAGCGCUCAGGCACGUGCACACUUGGCAACAACAAGCAAUCGUUCAUUUAUAUAUUCGUAACAACGCAAACUUUUCAUAUCUUCAGGUGUCAGUUGAUCCCAAUUCAGCCAUAUUCAUCACACUCAAUCCGGCUGGUAAAGGCUAUGGUGGACGGCAGAAGCUACCGGAUAAUCUUAAACAAUUGUUUAGACCGGUAGCGAUGUCAAUUCCUGAUAACGAACUAAUUGCCGAAACAAUCCUCUAUUCUGAUGGAUUCAAGGAUGCAAAACUUCUGGCACGAAAACUUGUCACAAUGUUCACUCUCAGCAGGGAAAUGCUCAGUCAACAGCAACAUUAUGACUGGGGCUUACGCGCUCUUAAAAGUGUCUUACGAGGAUGUGGUGAUAUGCUGCGGGUUAAUUCGAAUAAAGAUGAGAGACAAGUUGUUGUUGAAGCUUUACUGCUGAACACACUCUCAAAAUUGACAUUCGCCGAUUCGAGAAGAUUCAGAAUUCUUAUUGAUGACGUUUUCUCGGAUGUCAAUCAAACGUCAACACAGUUCGAUGAUCUCAUCGGACCAUUGAAAAAAGCUUCUGAUGAGAUGAAAAUGACAAUCACAGCUGUUCAGGUCCGAAAACUAUUCGAAUUAUAUGAGCAAUUGCGACAGCGUAUGGGUGUUGUACUGGUUGGGCCAAGUGGAUGUGGUAAAUCGACACUAUGGAAAUUGUUGAGAAGAACGUUGAUUAUCGCCGGAAAAUCACUCAAAACGUAUAUGGUCAAUCCAAAGUCGAUGUCUAAAACGAAGUUACUUGGCUACAUGGACUUGGAUACACGGGAGUGGUUUGAUGGAGUUUUGACAUCCGCAGCUCGCGAAGUGGUGAAAGACAGCAACGUAUAUUCGUGGAUUAUAUGCGACGGUGAUAUUGAUCCUGAAUGGAUCGAAGCGCUUAAUUCGGUUCUGGAUGAUAAUCGUUUGUUAACAAUGCCAUCGGGCGAGAGAAUUCAGUUCGCUGCAAACGUAAAUUUCAUCUUUGAAACAGACGAUCUCAGUUCUGCAUCUCCGGCUACAAUCUCUCGGAUGGGCAUGAUCUUUAUCAGUGAUGAAGAUAUGGACGAGAAGGAGAUUGUGAGAAAGUGGUUGAAGGAUGACGACGAUUUGCAUCCGGAUAUGCAGCAGUGGCUGGAUGAUCACUUAUACAGAUGUGUGAAAUGGAUUCGCGACAAAAGCGAGUACGAAAUCGAUGUGAGUCGUACGGCGAUUCUGCAUAACGCACUAUCACAACUACGAUAUUGCAAAUGCGUUGAAGAGUUUCUGGUUGGCUUGUACCGUGGUCUCGCAUCGAAUCUCAGCGAAGAGACACGAAACAUAUUCGCUCGAGAUGUUCGUCGAAAAUACUUCACAUAUAUGUGUAUCAAAUUGAACAAUCGAUUCGAAGUGACUUGCAUAUGCUGGCACAAUGUAGAACGUUUUCGAGUUCAGGUUCUCUUCAACGGAAUAGCAUUACCCGAUCCACAUUCACCAUCAAAUGUCUAUUACGACUCGCGACUCCAUUCAUUCGCCUCAUACACCGACGAUACUGUUGCUAAUAUCACCAAAGAACAACUACUGCAUAAACGGCAACGACCUCUCAUUCUUACUGCAGCUGCGCAAGCGAAUUGUGAUACGAUCAACUGUUGGUUGCAAGAGGGCAAUCGUCAUCCGUUCAUUGUGUUCGGACCUGAUGGUUGCGGUAAAGAAACUCUUUUGAGACAUUGCUUCGAAACAGAUACAAACAGUCAAUUGGCUGUGCUACACUGCAAUGCACAGACAAGUGCCGAGCAGUUGAUACAAGUGCUCACGCAACAUUGCGUUCAUGCGAGUAGCACGAGCGGUAGAGUGCUUAAACCAAAGGAUAAACCCAAUCUGAUCGUGUAUUUGAAAUCAAUUAACUUGGUCAAACCCGACAAAUGGGGCUGCUGUGAGCUGAUCGCUUUCGUUCAGCAGCUGCUGACAUAUCAAGGUUUUUACGAUGAGAAGCUCGAAUGGAUCGGUCUGCAGAAUGUUCAGUUGGUGGCUUCGAUAAUUGUGGAUGAUGUGGUUGCGCGACAGCCUCUCGCGAGCCGUUUCACGUCCUUGAUGCGCAUCUGCAGUGUUCGUUACCCGUGCAAAACAAGUCUUAUCUCUAUUUAUUCGGCCUAUCUCACGCCAAUAUUACAGGAAUCGUCUCAAUCGAUGGCUCAUGUAGAGCAUAUAGCAAGCAUGAUUGUUCAAAUUUUUGAACAGAUUCGCUCAGCAUUCAAGCGAACCGAUACAGCGCAUUAUAUUUUCACACCGAGAGAUGUGACUGAUUGGUGUUUGGCACUGAUGCGAUAUGAUAUUAAAGGUUCUUUCUUAAAACUCCUCUCCGUUGAGAUUUCAGGUGAAAAUAUCCUCAAAUGCUUAUUGUACGAAGGUGAACGAAUUUUUCGAGACAGACUCGUGAACAGCAAUCACACUCAAAGAUUUGAUGAAAUUGUUAUUGAUGUCACUUCAACUUCGAUCUCAUGCAAUGACGGCUCGGUUUAUAUCACCUCAUCAGGAGCAUUUAACCCGCACACUUCGAUGACUGGGAAACGUUUGUCGAUGGUGCCUCGUAAAGAAUACACAAAACAGCUGCAAACUGCCAUCAAUAGAUACCAGUCUGAAGUGUCCAUAUUCAACUUACCAUUGUUCGACGAGCUCGUGACGUUAUGUGCUCAGGUGGAUCGUGUUAUCACAUGUGCCGGUGGAUGUGCUCUGUUAGCUGGUAGAGCUGGUAUGGGUCGAAGAGCAGUCACUUCGUUGUGUGCUUAUAUUCAUGACAUGAAAAUAUUCUCUCCGAAUAUGAGACCCUCUUAUUCAUUGAAUCACUUCAAAGAUGAACUAAAGACUGCAAUGCAAAGUGCUGCAGUAGACGAUGAGCAAGUUGUAUUCAUUUUGGAAGAUUAUCAGAUGCUUGAAGCAACAUUUCUUCAAUAUACCGACUCCAUACUUGCAUCUGGCGAUUUACCGGGCCUAUUCACUGCUCAAGAGUUUGAUGCUUUCUCGGCAUCAUUGCGUGAUCAGGCUUCGCAAGAUGCAUAUCAAGGCGAUCUGCACACUUACUUCGCAUUCAAAGUUAGAAUGAACAUGCAUAUUGUGCUGAUAAUGGACAUCGAUGGGUCAGAGUUCAGUUCGAUGUGCAGUGCGAAUCGAUCAGUUUACAAGGAGUGUACAGUGAUAUGGAAGGAGCGUUGGAGUAAGGACACGUUUCUACAGAUCCCCCGCUUGAUUCUCGGAAGUCACAACCUCAAACCAUCUGACGAUCUCGUCGCGUGUUUUGCACAAAUGUUUGAUGCUUGUCCAACGUGCGUCUCGUCACCAGCUAAAUUUUGUGCAUUCAUCAAUAAUUACAUCAACAUCUUUAACAAAAAACAGCACGCUAUCGAGGGUCGAUUGAAUAGACUGAACGCUGGUGUUGGAAAGUUGACCGAAGCGCGUGCAGCAGUUGAGGUAAUGCAAAAGGAGGCCGCAAAGAAGACGAAAUUACUGGCUGCGAAACAGAACGAAGCCGAUAUGGCACUGAAAACAAUUUCCCAAAGUAUGACGGGUGCCAAUGAGCAAAAAGCAGAUAUGGAACAGCUGAAGACAGCCACUGAAAAAGAGAAUAAACGAAUUGAAGGACAAAAGAAAGUUAUUGAGGAACAACUGCGUGAGAAAUAUUUGCUCGAGCAGGUUGAGCCGAUAUUGAGUGAAGCACGCGAGGCAGUUGGUUCAAUCAAAUCCGAGAGUUUGUCUGAAAUUCGAAGUCUUCGUGCUCCGCCCGAGGCAAUUCGUGACAUUUUACAAGCCGUUCUUCUGUUUAUGGGUAUCUUAGACACAUCCUGGGAAGCAAUGCGCAAAUUCUUGGCGAAGAGUGGCGUGAAAGAGGAAAUAAUCAAUUUCGAUGCUAGACGAAUCACACCCGAAGUUAGUCGGAAAGUGACGACAUUGAUGACAACUAAACAGUCAUCCUUUGACCCGAAGAACGCAAAACGUGCCUCGGCUGCUGCUGCUCCAUUGGCUGCGUGGGUGCGAGCAAAUGUGCAGUAUUCAUCUAUACUUGAGAAAAUUGCACCCCUCGAACAAGAGAAAGAUGAACUUGUUAGAAAUUUGGGAAAAGCUGAAAAACAAAUGGCAAAACUGUCAAAAGGUUUGCGAACAGUCGAAGAAAGAGUUGCUGACCUGAAGAGUAAUUUCGAAGUUCUUAUGAAGGAAGCGACUCAAAUCAAGAUUGAGUUAGAUAAGGAAAAGGCAACGAUAGAAGUGGCUGCAACUUUGAUUGAGAGGCUCGGAGGGGAAUUCGAACGUUGGCAAGAGCAAAGAAACACCUUGCAAGCGGAACUUGAUCAGUUGGAGAGACGUUCCGUGCUCAGCGCGGCAUUCAUAACGUUCUUGGGUUGUGCAUCAGACCAACAACGCAAGUCAGUAAUGAAUGAAUGGAUCAAAUUAACGAAUAUCAAAGAUUUUGAUCCGCUACGGUUUGCUUCAAUGGAAACUGAACAGGUGGAAUUUACUGGUAUUUACAAACUCAUUGAAGUGGAAUUAGGCGUUCGUUUCGGUAAAUGUUUGGUUGUGAAGGACGUCGUUGAAAUCGAUCCAGCUCUGAUGAGACUGCUGAGAAUGGAAUUAUCUAAUCAAGGUCCUCGUCAAGUUGCACAAAUCGGUGACAAAACAAUCGACUACAAUGCUGAAUUUCGCAUUUAUUUCUGCACAAAGAACACUCAAAUGGCUCUUUCACGCAGUAUGAAAGCAGCAUUUGCUGAAAUCAAUUUCUCAAUAACACGAUCUGGCCUUUCCUCUCAGAUGUUGGGAAUUGCGAUAGAAAUCGAGAAGCCUGAAUUGGAAAGUCGUUCAAGUGAACUGACGAGAAAUGCUGAAAAAUUAAAGCUGGAACUGGAUCAACUGGAACAAGUUCUGCUGCAGGCAUUGGCAUCCUCCGAAGGAAGUUUAUUGCAAAAUAAUCAGCUCUUAGAUUCACUGAACAAAAGCAAGGAGAAUGCAGACAACGUUUUCGCAUCAUUACAGGAAGCAGACAAAUUGCGCAAUGAGUUGAAUCAGCAGCGUGACGCCUACCUGCCAAUAGCAGAGUUCGCGAGUGCAUUGUACUUUGCCAUUUGCGAUUUACAUGCACACAAUCACAUGUAUGACUUCAGCGUGAAUGCGAUCAUCAAUCUGUUCACUAAAACAAUAGUCAAGCAUGGUCAAGUAAAAACGAAUACAAACUGGUUUGGUUUAUUGCAGAAUUCGUCGAACAGCUCUUCACGAUUUGAGAAGCUGAAGAGAGCCCUGCAGAAUACCGUUUUUGAAUAUAUUUCGAGAUCGCUGUUCAAAAAAGACCGUUUGAUGUUCUCACUUAACUUCAUCCACUCAACACAACCGAACCUUUUCCAAAAGAAUGAAUGGGAAAUUUUCACUGGUUCAAUUGUUAGCGAGUCUCGAGACGAACCUUCACUCAAACAGAUCACAUGGAUUGAAAACGACCGGAAAGGUGCUGUGGCUAAAAUCCAGAGCCAUUUACCAACUCUCUACAAUAAUUUGCGAUUGAGCGAUCAAGGAACAUGGAGUGAAUUUGCACGAUCGCCAAACUGUGAAACUGUUUUUCCUUCCACGAUUGAUUCACUCAUAACACCCUUCCAGAAAGUGAUCCUGAUCCAGGCGAUUCGGCCCGACAGACUUUACACGGCCAUGACUCUUUUCGCCACGAAGGCCCUAGGUAUCAAUUCGAUAAGCGCAUCACUACUCAAUUUGAAGGCAUUAGUGCAGAAUGAGAGUAAUGAAAGGGAACCUAUCCUCAUUAUGACAACGGCCGGCGCUGAUCCCUCGCAACGCCUAUUAAUAACUGUUGAGGAUUUGGAAGACUUGGCGAAGAAUGAAGUCGGUUUGAGUCGUUUCCACCAAGUUCCAAUGGGACAAGGUCAGCUGCAGAACGCAAUCGAGGCACUGCGAAGUGCAGCUGAGAAUGGCGAUUGGGUUUGUCUGAAGAACGUACACCUUGUGAUUGCAUCUUUGCCUGCUAUUCAGAAGGAGUUAUCGAUGUUGCAACGACAUCCCUCUUUCCGCAUAUGGUUGACCAGCGAGCCGGAUGACAAGUUCCCUUCGAUGCUACUGCAAGAAUCAUUGAAGCUUUCAUUUGAAGCACCGCCAGGUGUGAGGAACAACAUGAAUCGAACGUAUGCACAGUGGAGGGACAGUGGUAUGAACGGGGGCGCAGUUCGACUGCAGUGUCUCUUCGUAUUAGCGUGGAUGCAUGCUCUUAUCCAGGAACGUAGAACCUUUGUACCGCAGGCGUGGUCCAAAUUUUACGAAUUCAGCAACGCGGAUCUGCGGGCUGCCAAAGUCUUGAUUGAGCAGAUGACCAAAUCCGACUUAAAAGUACCGGACUGGCAAUUCGUUCACGGAUUGAUGCAAAACGUAAUAUACGGUGGGCGUAUUGAUAAUCCGUUCGAUGAGAAUGUUCUGAAUGGUUACUUAUUGAGUUAUUUCAAUUCAUCGAUGAUCUCAACAACGUCACACGAAAUUGCAAAGAAUAUAAAAAUACCUGCGUCGAAUAGACUCGAUGAUUAUAUAGCAACGAUUGAAAAGAGCAUUCCAACUGAAGAUACGCCAGCACUAUUCGGCUUGCCGGAUAACAUUCGUACUUCAUGGGAAGUUAUCGAGUCAGAGGCAACCAUUCGUCAGAUUAGAAAUUUGCAAAUCGGCGGUGGUAUUGACAGUUUACUCGAUAGAGCAACAUUACAAAACUUGUUGAAUCCGAUUUUAAACAUUUGGAAACGACUGAAUGCGCAUUCGUCGCUUCAUUCGAUGCAACUCCCACAAGCAAUCAGCUCUGAUGAUCCAUUUGUGGAGAGCUUAUCUUUGGAAUUCGUUUUUGCGGUCAUUUUGGUGCAGGAUGUACAUCGCUCGCUAACUGUGUUGAACAAGUGUCUUCGUGGUAUACUGCAGCCUUCAUCAGCUACAAUCAAACUGCAACACUCCCUGAUGCUUCAUCAGACACCUGACAGUUGGCAAAGCAUUUGGGCCGGACCAACUGAACCGGUGCAGUAUUUAGCGAGUUUGAUGUAUCGAGCAAAUUCAACACAAGAGUUGUUGAGUGCAGCCGAGAGUGGACAAUUACGCUCGAAUUCCGUCAAGCUAUCUAAGCUUUUCCGACCAGGCACUUUGCUGAAUGCCUUGAAGCAGUUAACAGCUAGGAAAACGAAGAAGAGUAUGGAUGAGUUGAAGCUAGCAACUGCGUGGGAUAGAGCGCUUUUAAGCGAUCAAUUGACUAUGGAUUUGAGCGGUUUAUACAUACAAGGAGCUCUCUUUGAAUCCUCUCUCUCCGAUACAAAUUCCUCGUCACCAUCGUUAUCGCCAACACCAAAACUGAGCGUUGCAUGGAUCGCUACGGAUCAGCCAGAUGUUUACGACGGCAGCAAAUCUGUAUUCGUACCGCUGUACACAAGUCCAGAUCGACAGCAACUCGUCACGCAAGUUCAAAUUCCCACUAAUCAACAUCCACAAAAAUGGCAGAUCGCAUCCGUGGCUCUCUUCCUUUCCACUCAUUAA